AUGGUAUCGUAUCUCAACAUCCCCUCGAACGAGGAUCCCAGCACGUACGUGUCGUUCCCGCCGUGCACACAUCUGUCGCAGGUGCUGGCGUCGGCCGACGGCGAGGCCGUGCUGAAAACAUACAACACCGCCAUGAAAAUCUGCCUCUUGGCAAUGCCUAUCCACGAGGACAGAUCGUAUCUUGCCCAGGACGGCACCAAGGUCCAGCAUGAGGAGCUUGUCCGGCUGCGGUCGCGGAUCGUUCGCUGUGCAAGCUGCCAGGCUGUGUCCAACGUUUUCAUGUGUUUGGAAUGCUCGUUUGUCGGGUGCUAUAGACACCGCCAUGCGAGCGAGCACGCCAGCGCCCACAACCACGCAUUUGGCAUCAAUCCGCACUCUGGCGACCUCAUUUGCUGGCCAUGCCAGAGUUUUGUGAGCGAUCCGUCGCUCGAGCGCAUCAGGAUUAAUCAGAUCAUCCACUCGAAAAAGGUUGCAAACUUCCCCGGGAUGCCCAUCUUCCAGCACGAGCAUGACGCGGAAAAACAGCGGCAGAUCGUCUCUGCGUCGCGUGCGCCGUGUUUCCGCGCCUCCACGGGGCUCAAGGGCUUUGUCAACAUGGGAUCUACCUGUUUCAUGAGCUCUGUUCUACAAACACUAAUCCACAACCCGUUCAUCAGAGAUUAUUUCCUGGCUGGAAGCCACAAUGACUGCAAUAAGAUGGGCGCAGAGUGUCUCUCGUGCUCUGUGGCAGACAUUUUCCAAGACUUUUAUUCGUCGCCCAGUGCUGCCGGCUACGGCCCCGUGUCGCUGCUCACGGCCGCUUGGAAGGUGAAACGGUCGCUGGCCGGGUACUCCGAGCAGGACGCACACGAGUUCUGGCAAUUUCUGCUCCACCAGCUGCAUAAGAACGACACCAAGAAAUCCAAAUCGUAUAAAGAACACACCCCGGUCCCGGGCGACCACCAGUCCCCGGCGCUCGGCUCGUGCAACUGCAUUAUCCACCGCACUUUUGCCGGCGAAUUACAGUCCUCCAUCAGGUGCAAGGACUGCCGGAACACAACCGUCACCGUCGACCCAAUGCUCGAUCUGUCGCUAGAGAUCCAGGAAAAGCACACUGACGGCUCCAAGACCGCCAUUCCGAGUCUGGAAGCCUGUUUGGAUGUCUUCACCAAACCAGAGCAGCUGGACGCCACCUACAGCUGCUCCUCGUGCCAGAAACAGACAAAAGUCACCAAACAGCUCAAAAUAAAGAAACUGCCGCGCACACUCGGCAUCCAGCUCAAACGGUUCGAACAUCUCGCAACCUCCACCAAGAUAGACACACAUGUGCAAAUCCCGCUUUUCCUCAACAUGUCCGACUACGUGCUGGCCAGCAGCGAGCCGCAUUACGGCCAGAACCUGUACGAAUUGUUUGCCGUGGUGUGCCACAUCGGGUCUGCCAGCACGGGCCACUACAUCUGCAUGGUGAAGGCGCGCACGGGGGCGUGGUUCAUGUUCAACGACGCUACGGUGACCAAGGUGUCUCAACAGGACGUUCUCAACUCGCGUGCUUAUCUGCUCUAUUACAUAGUCCACGAAAUGGCCUAG
Messenger RNA from Ogataea parapolymorpha DL-1, 1566 nucleotides. Its product is annotated as Ubiquitin-specific protease. Gene Ontology annotation, biological process: protein deubiquitination. The transcript has a single exon. Gene Ontology annotation, molecular function: cysteine-type deubiquitinase activity; zinc ion binding. Bases 1 to 1566 code for a protein of 521 amino acids. NCBI's taxonomy places the organism in Eukaryota, Fungi, Ascomycota, Pichiomycetes, Pichiales, Pichiaceae. The record is from RefSeq and is a predicted model, not a curated record.